UACCUACCACUAUGACUCGUAGAGGUCCCUUACGAUCUCUCUUCAUGACAGCGGGAGCCUCUAGGCGAAUCUAUCUAACAGGUUCGGUUGAUUGUAGGAGAUAAUUACGAAGUGCAAUUACGGUGUGUAUACUUUGGGCGUUGAUUAUUGUUUGAAAACAGGCUACACGGUAUAGAAUUUUCGGCCAAAAAUGGUCUCCGACGUACACUGAAACCCAAGUUUAGUUUUUGUCAAAUCAUGUUGAGUAAACUGGAAAUGGGAUUUCUCGGAAGCAGAAGAAGUUGUAUUAUUGGAAUAGAGGUUAGGUAGGCUCCGGAAAAGGCCAUAUGCUGUCAGCAGGCCUAUACUUGUUUAGGGAGUCUGUGUACGUGCCGCGAUAUAACAUUUAUCGGUUCGUGUGACACCAAAACAAGCGUUUGUGGCGUGGUAUACGAUAUAGGAAUUGUACGACAACACUUAGUUGCGAAUAAUAUCACGGCGGAAACGAUUUUCGCAACGGAAAGGAUAUCAGGAUAGUUGGCAUUGGGUGGGAGCGAAAGGGGGCGAAGUAGCCUUGGAGGUCUACACAUAUUGCUUUUGAUGUAUUAGGUACCUACCUAGGUAGGUAGAUGCGGCCCGGCUCGUUAGUCUACCCGGAAGUGUUAUAAAUAACCCUGACAUUACAUCACUGGAAGAAAGGGGUCUUGCAAAUAGCGUCUAAGAAGACUUACCAGAUAGUCUAGACCAUCGCCGUUCUAUUCACAACUACGAUGUCUCCACGCUUUCCAGCCGAUGAAGCCAAUGUCGAAUCAGCUAUCGACGCAGUACAACAGGCCUUGUCAAUUAUGCACAAUGGUCCACCACCGUUCAAAUGGAUCGAUGAUGACGGAAAGUCGCCUUUAGCGUGCUAUGCGCCGUUUAGCUACACGCCUGAAAUGUGCAAACAGUUUUUCGUCAUGGGUAAGCUCGCAUACGGCGCUCAGGGUGUAAAGCCACGUAACCGUGAGCUUGCAAUCGUCGGCAUAUGCUCUGUCUUGGAUGUGCCUUUCAUCGCGCGCAGUCACAAAGCCAUCGCAGAAGGGCUAGGUUUCUCGCAAGAGCAAUAUGAGACCGCGCUUGCAGGCAGGGUACCGUCGGACUUGAGUGAGGAGGAACAGGCAGCGUACCGUCUUGGCCGCACUCUUACAGGGCUGACAGGGCGCCUAGAUGAUGAGAGUUGGAUUGAAUUGAGUUCCCGGCUAGAUAAGAUGGAACUCGUGGGGCUCAUGCACAUCAUCGGCGGGUAUCGAUGGGUUGCUCUUCUAGAACAGGUGAAUGGUGACUAUCAGAAGCUAGAGUGAUUAGGUAUCUUAGAGGGUAGGUAGGGUUCGCUUCGUACGACAUGAUAGGACUUCCAAUUUCAUUCGGUCGAUGCAACGUCGGGGAUAUAGGUGCCUAAUAUAU
Molecule: messenger RNA, 1422 nt
Organism: Hypoxylon trugodes
Lineage: Eukaryota; Fungi; Ascomycota; Sordariomycetes; Xylariales; Hypoxylaceae
Exons: 3
Coding region: 750-1319 (189 amino acids)
Molecular function (GO): peroxiredoxin activity
Source: RefSeq, a predicted model, not a curated record